Messenger RNA from Triticum urartu, 1977 nucleotides. Its product is annotated as E3 ubiquitin protein ligase DRIP2. NCBI's taxonomy places the organism in Eukaryota, Viridiplantae, Streptophyta, Magnoliopsida, Poales, Poaceae. The record is from RefSeq and is a predicted model, not a curated record. Gene Ontology annotation, molecular function: ubiquitin-protein transferase activity.
CCGUCCUCCGUUUCUUCUCCUUCCCCCUUCCCUCGAUUAAUACGCAAAUACUUAUUUCUCUCUCUCUCUCAUAUUCAACUCCCUUCUUCCACCUCGUCGGCGUCCUCCUCUUCUUCGAUCUCUCCUCCCAUUUCAACGCUCAGGGGAGAGGCGGCGGGUAGAAAGUCCCUGCUUUUGCGCCCCCGCAGCAUGUGGCGCUAGCUGCGCUGGGGCCCCACGCCAUGCAGAGCGGGCCCGCAUCGCCGGCCCCGCCGGAGGACACACCGAUGGCGGCGGCGGCGGCGGUGGCUGAGGUGGAGGUGAUGGAGGAGGCUGACGGGGAGCAGGCGAAGGAGGAUGCUGUGAAGGUGGCGGAGGCGCAGGCGGAUAGGGGAGUGAAGAGGGGGCGGGGGCGACCGCGGCGGCGGCCCGUGGCCGUGGAGGGGAGCGGGGUGGUGAUGGUGAAGCGGGAGCAGCUCGCGCGCUGCAUGACGUGCCAGCUCUGCCACCGCCUGCUCCGCAACGCCACCACCAUCUCCGAGUGCCUUCACACAUUUUGUAGAAAGUGUAUCUAUAAGAAGCUUAAUGAUGAAGAGUGUGACCAUUGUCCAGUAUGUAAAAUUGAUCUCGGCUGCACCCCAAUUGAGAAGCUUAGGGCUGAUCACAAUAAACAAGACGUGAGGUCAAAAAUUUUCCCAUUGAAAAGAAAUAAGAUCGGUGCUAAAGAAUCUCCAGUUACACUGCCUAUUAAAAGGAAAGAGAGGUCUAUCUCUUCAUUGGUGGUUGACACACCUCGAAUAACAACGGGUUUGACUGGGCGCCGAACAAGAGCCGUUACUAGGAAGGCUGCCGCUGCAUUACGUGGCCUUGGUCCUAUCCUUGAUCCUGUAGAAAGGGAUAAUGGUAGCGCCAAUAAGCAUCCUGAUAAUUUAAGCUUGCUGGACAGCUUGAGCAAAGUGCCUCAAACAAGAAGAAAGGCAUCAUCAAUUGCAGAAACGUCAAGUCAUAACUCUAAUAAAGAUAAAGCAGGUGAUGAUAAGGACUUGGACAAGGCAGAUCUAUGGAAACCUCUAAACUGUCUUGUAGAGGCUGCAAGCAAAACAAAGUCCUUCAGGUCAAGUCCAUCUGUUAAGGGAGAUCAGCCCAAUGGAUCUCCUAGUAGUGAACAUGCUAGCAAAGAGAAGCCCGUGGAGAAUCUACGGAAGACCAGAUUUCAAGAUGACAAGAAAGAUGCUCCACAGCCAGUAAUGCUUAAAAAGAAAGGGACUGGCCGGACGAAGAAUGCAACUUCUGUUGCUGCAGCUAGCCAGAAGGCCCAGAAUAGUAGGGCACUGAACCCCGUAUGGUUCUCAUUGAUUGCCUCGUUUGAGCAGAAAGGUGUCCCACCCUUGCCACAGAUACCUGCCCAUUAUUUGAGAAUAAAAGAUGGAAGUAUAGCCGCAUCAUCCAUCCAAAGGUAUAUUAUGCAGAAGCUCAGUCUUGGAAGUGAGUCUGAGGUUGAACUGAGCUGCUGCGGGCAGUCAAUAAACCCCAUACAACCGGUGCACAACCUGAUGGAUAGGUGGCUGAGGGUUGGCCCGUCGCGCCAUUUGCAGACGUCGGUAGGCUCCUCUGGGGGAGAGUAUGUGAUGGUGAUAACCUAUGGGCGGCCGAAGUCUUGAGCGCACCAUGCUGCGCCCGGCGAUCUCCUGAUGCGCCAGAAGGGUUGCGCCUUGCCCUGGGAAGGAAGAGGUCCUCGAAAGAUAAAAGGGUUCUCUCUCCCAGUCGACAUAUACUGAAAAGAAUGUGGCUGGCUCGUUCUGCAGCCAGCCCACCUUGUUGGUCUUGAUCUGAUGCUGUUGGAUUCUCUUAGGGUUUAUUCGAUGUUCCCCUAGUUCGUUUUAUACCCUUGUUAUAUACAGAUGAAGUCUGUUGUUGUUCUAAACUUGGCGAAAGUUGACUUAUGUUGAGGCUGGAUAAAGUGAUGAUAUGUUUCAACCUUCGUCUGGAAGGGGUGAA